AUGUCUGAGAAUAAUCUGAUAAUCCAACUCGACCCAGCCUACCACCUGGGCCUUGACCAGGUCGGCUACGCGACAUUCGUCGUCGGCAUAUUCUUUGUCCUGCUCGCAAUUCUCGCAGUAGGCCUGCGACUGUAUACAAGGAGGCUGCUCCGCAACAAAAUCGGCAUAGACGACUGGCUUAUCAUCGCAGCCCUAGUCGUCUUUUUCGGAUUCACGGCCAAUGCGCUCAUCUGCGUCUUCACCUACGGCGGCGGACAGCAGUAUGAGGAUGAAGCUGAGGCGCUGACAAAGUACGUACAGUAUAUGAAGGCCGAAUAUAUCGUUUCGCCGCUGUACGCAACCAACGUCACCCUCAUCAAGAUGUCUAUCUUGCCUGCCGACAAAGACGAUUCUGGGACUGCAUCUUUCCCUGCGGAAGCGAAUGGCAUUGCUGGGGAUUUUCCUCUGCUGUUUCUUGUACAUCACUCUCUGUUUCCUGUCAACUUGGAGAUUCUCCUACUAAUUGUAUUUUCUCCGCCCCCGAAAAGAGUGAUCAUUACAGGGACUGUUCGAAUCUUCUACAUCUACGUGCCCGGCAAUGAGAACGUGGACCUAAACAAAGCCGGACUCUGGUCUGUUAUCAACAUGGGCGUGUCCAUCCUCUGUGCCUGCCUUCCUACCUAUCGCCCGUUGCUGUCAAAACUUAGUCCCGGCCCUAUCUGGAAAUCGCUGUGUAGCUACAGGAGUAGGAAAAGCGGCACAGAUUCCUCCACAGCCAACCUCACUUCUAAUAAUUCUAAAGGCAAUAAUCGCUCAAACAAAAAACGACAUUCAAAUUACUACAGAAUGGACGGCCUGACGGUCGAUUGCCUUCCGCUGGCAGAGGUAGUCGCCGAGGAGAGAAGGCUGGAGGCGAUGGAGGGGAGCAACGGUAUUCGAGUGCAGCGAGAUUUCGAGGUUGUUUGA
Talaromyces atroroseus is the source of this 945-nucleotide messenger RNA. RefSeq lists its product as hypothetical. Bases 1 to 945 code for a protein of 314 amino acids. Lineage: Eukaryota; Fungi; Ascomycota; Eurotiomycetes; Eurotiales; Trichocomaceae. The record is from RefSeq and is a predicted model, not a curated record. The transcript is spliced from 3 exons.